AUGAAAAGACUACCAUUUACCCUUUUUUUAACACAUAAGUGGACGCGAAUAGUUCCGUCUAACAUCGCGAUUAGAUUAGCCAAGCCGAAAGCUUGUUACAAUCCUGCGAAUUCCACCAUGCUCUCCGGGUUUUCCGGGCUGGUUUCUCGACUGGAAGGGUCAGAAGAGACGCUCAAAGGAUCAAAUUCUGGAGAAGGAGAUGGCGGUGCCGGAGGAGGCAUACAGAAAGGGGGGUUGCAGAGAGGAGGGUUGCAGCCGGCAGGAGGGCUGGGAGGAGAACGAUUGCUCUUUAAGGCCCCGGCCGAGCGAAAAUCUGUUUUGGGUCUGGACGCGCUCGCCCGAGCCAAGCGAGCAGCCGCGGGAAUCCCUGAGAAACCGCCGGUUACUGUAGCAGCGGCAAGAUUCGCGGAAGAGGGGGAGGAUGAGGGGGAGAAGGCGGGGGGCGAGGGGAAGGCGGGAGGAAGCGGAAAAUGGGUAGCGGACGGAGUCGCAGGGGGAGGGGGGAAAGGGGAUGGAGAGGGAGGGGGAGGAGGGAGUGCGGGGGACAAGAGCGGUGGAGGGGGGAGCAAGGAGAGGCGACGGUAUCGUGUGGCGCGGGGUGAUGAUACGCCCACACACGUGUCAACGGUUACAGACCUCUCAGGCGCCCCCUCACACGCGGACAGAGAUACACGAGCGGACACAGCUGCUGGCGCACGCGAGGCUGACGAGGCAAGCCGAGGCGCUAAAAGAACGCGAGUGGAGCCUGCUGACGUGGCAAAUGGUGCUGCUGACAGGGCAGGCUCUGCUAGUUUGGUGACCAAUGGAGGAGGUGGGUGGGUGUCAGUCAAGAAAGGAGGUUGA
Molecule: messenger RNA, 843 nt
Organism: Closterium sp. Yama58-4
Lineage: Eukaryota; Viridiplantae; Streptophyta; Zygnematophyceae; Desmidiales; Closteriaceae
Source: the annotation of a GenBank genome assembly